Messenger RNA from Saitoella complicata NRRL Y-17804, 407 nucleotides. RefSeq lists its product as uncharacterized. NCBI's taxonomy places the organism in Eukaryota, Fungi, Ascomycota, Saitoellomycetes, Saitoellales, Saitoellaceae. The transcript has a single exon. Bases 120 to 350 code for a protein of 76 amino acids. The record is from RefSeq and is a predicted model, not a curated record.
CAACUGUCUCGCCCUCGUUCAAUGCUUAAGACCAUCCAGUACUUCUACCGCGCCAGCUGCUGCUCCCUCUCCUUCGACAUUCAACCUUAACCUUCUCCGUCCAUCGCAGAUCACCGCCUAUGGCCAUGCGACAGAUGCUUUCGCUACGCAUACUCACGAAAGGUGUUCGAUCAGUGCGUCGUAUUACGGCUCACAACUACACCUGUAGGUCUCCCUCAGCUUGGUCCCGCUUCAACUCCACCUCUACCUCCAAUACAAUGUACCCGGACGCAAGUCCCCGGAUUAGUUCCUCACAUGGUCCACAAUUGUUCCGGUCAAAAGCCCAAGUUGAUAGUGAAACAAAAAGGUAGAACAGAAGUUUUCCAUCCUGCACCCUCCGUCUACGCCUAACCAGUCUUCGCCCAAGC